Messenger RNA from Thecamonas trahens ATCC 50062, 1453 nucleotides. Its product is annotated as CK1/CK1 protein kinase. Lineage: Eukaryota; Apusomonadida; Apusomonadidae. The record is from RefSeq and is a predicted model, not a curated record. Gene Ontology annotation, biological process: peptidyl-serine phosphorylation; signal transduction. The transcript has 2 exons. The coding region runs from base 15 to 1301 and encodes 428 amino acids. Gene Ontology annotation, molecular function: ATP binding; protein serine/threonine kinase activity. Gene Ontology annotation, cellular component: cytoplasm; nucleus.
CACUCGUCUCCCCAAUGUCGUCGCGACGGACCGGAGACAAGAAGAGCUCGUCGGAGAGGAAGCGCGGCCGGGCACGGUCGCGCAAGAUUUGCUUUGGUAACACCUAUGUCCCCAUCCGCAAAAUCGGCUCGGGCUCCUUUGGUGACAUCUACCUCGGCACCGACCUCAAGUCCGGCGAGGAGGUGGCGAUCAAGCUGGAGCCGCGGCGGACGCGGCAUCCGCAACUGCAGUCAGAGAUGAUGCUGUAUCGGAUUCUGUCUGGCGGGAUCGGGAUCCCGCACGUGCGGUGGUUCGGGCAUGAUGGCGACUACAAUGUGCUGGUGAUGGACUUGCUCGGCCCGUCGCUGGAGGACUUGCACCAGAUUUGCGGGCGCAAGUUUUCGCUCAAGACUGUGCUGAUGCUGGCGGAGCAGCUGAUCACCCGGUUCGAGUACAUCCACUCGCGGCACCUCAUCCAUCGCGACGUCAAGCCGAACAACCUGCUCAUGGGGAUCGGCAAGCACGCCGGCGAGGUCAACGUCAUCGACUUUGGCCUUUCGAAGCGGUACAUCGACCCGCGGACGGGCAAGCACAUCAAGUACAAGGAAGGCAAGAAUCUGACGGGCACAGCACGGUACGCGUCGAUCAACACACACAUCGGCAUCGAGCAGUCGCGGCGUGACGAUCUGGAGUCGCUCGGCUACGUCCUGCUGUAUCUGCUCCGCGGCUCGCUGCCGUGGCAGGGCCUCAAGGCGGCAAACAAGAAGCAAAAGUAUGACAAGAUCCGCGACAAGAAGCUUGAGGUCCUUGUCGACGACCUCUGCGCCGGCCUGCCCGAGGAGUUUGUCAAGUACAUCACCUACACCCGUUCGCUCCGGUUCGACGAGCGCCCGGACUACGACUACUGUCGCAUCAUCUUCCGCGACCUCUUCAUCCGCGAGGGCUACGCCUACGACUACGUCUACGACUGGACCGUGCUCCAUAGCGAGGCCGACGAAGCCAAGCCUGCCUCGUCGUCUGCCGCUCCGCCGGCCACUCCGCCGGCUGCCGCCUCGGGCACAGGCGUCUCCAAUGUCGCCCGCAAUGGCUCAUCAGCCACCCCGGGCGGCUCGGCCCUGCCCAACCAGUCGCCUGGCGGCUCGUCGACCCGCGUCAACACAUCCCUGGCCCGCGACCCGCGCUCGGGCUCGUCUCGCGACAAGCGUCGCAAGCGCCGCUCAGACGCCCCGCCCACCAGCUCACCCUCGGCCGCACAGCCGGCUCCACUGCGCUCCUCGGGCUCGGGCUCGCGUCUUCGCGACUCGACUACCCGUCGCUCGUGAUGAUGCCAUCUCUCCCCCCCACCCCCCCCCCCGCUUUGCCACCUCUGCUACCCUUGCCGCGCGUGCCUCCUCGUGGCACAUGUCUUGCGUUGUCAGUGAGCUCUGUUGGACCCUCUACAACCAUCGCAUUAGCAAACACCCUUGUCAAGUCA